AUGGGCUGGUUCUGGGCCGACACGACUCCCUCCGCAACCAUCGCCCCUCAUCCCAUACCAUCGAACUCAAGCGCGCAACCACCGCCAUCAUGUCCCAUGCACAACAAGACUGCCUCAGCACUCUCAGGGAAGCCCCCAGCUCCAGCACAAAGCGAACGGCCUAGCGCCUGUCCAGUAAAACACGAUGCGCCCAAAUCCUCCAGCGCAUCGCCCAGCUACAUUUCGAAGCUCAACCCUCUCAACUACAUGCCACAGAGCAUAUCCAACAAACGCGAAGCUUCGGAGCAAAACAUCAACCUCCCUCUUGAUCGCGAAGCCUCCACAAUCCCUCGCGGUGGCGGUCAAGGAACGUGGGAGUACCCCUCCCCGCAACAAAUGUACAACGCUAUGCUGCGGAAAGGAUACACCGACACGCCAGCUGAGCACGUAGAGAGUAUGGUAGCUGUGCAUAAUUUUCUCAACGAGGGCGCGUGGGAGGAGAUCAAGGGGUGGGAAGAUAGGUUCAGAGAGGGACUAGGGAAGGCGUGGGAGAGGUGCGCGAAGGGCGAGGAGGGGUAUUCGCAAAGCCAGACCAUGGAGUCGUUGAGGAGGCAAAAUGAUCGUGAGGAGUAUUACGGGCCGAGUUUGCUGAGGUUCGAGGGGAGACCGAACGAUAUUACGCCCAAGGCCAGAAUACUGGGGUUGAUGAGUAGCGUGCUGCCGAGCCAGUAUCCGGACAACCCGCCCUUUGAUCGGCAUGAUUGGUACGUGGAGCGACAAGGCCCAGGCGGCCAGAAGAAGGAGCUGCGAUAUGUGAUCGACUACUACAGCGGACCUCCAGAACCCACGGGAGAACCAGUCUUCUACCUCGAUGUACGACCAGCAGUCGAUGGACCCACAGCAGCCUGCGAACGAUUACUACGAUGGGGCGGUGAUGUUUGGUGGCGAGCCAGUGGUGGCAGCGUAAGAGAAGAGCUUGCAAGACAGAAGCGAUGA
Molecule: messenger RNA, 975 nt
Organism: Fulvia fulva
Lineage: Eukaryota; Fungi; Ascomycota; Dothideomycetes; Mycosphaerellales; Mycosphaerellaceae
Product: Holocytochrome-c synthase
Exons: 3
Coding region: 1-975 (324 amino acids)
Biological process (GO): cytochrome c-heme linkage
Cellular component (GO): mitochondrion
Molecular function (GO): holocytochrome-c synthase activity
Source: RefSeq, a predicted model, not a curated record